UCUAAUAAGGUUGCACCGUUCUUAAUAGAACAGACCAUAUUGAAACGACCUCGACCCAUAACAACCGAAAAACUCCGGCGGACAAGAAUCAUGUUUUGGAAUAACACCACCUUGAGUCGAUCCCCGCAAGAAAUCCUCGCCCUCGCCUCAAGCCUUUCAAUCAUCAUCAUCUUGAGCAUUUCCGGUAACGCUCUCGUUAUCUACGUCUUCAUCACCAACAGACAGCUCUGCUCGAGUCUUUCCAACAAGCUAAUCCUUAGCCUAGCGGUGGCGGACCUCACGACAGCGGCAUUCCCCAUGCUCUACCAGCUCAUAACGGUUGCUGAUGUAAGUCUGAUACAGCACGGUGGACCUCUGUGUUCUGUAGGAGGCGUCGCUUCGUACUCGUUCUUCUUUGUCUCUGUUAUCACCUUGGUGAUGCUCAGUGUCGAGCGCUUUCUCGCGCUUGGUUUUCCGCUGAAAUAUUCCUCUAUAGUGAGCAGGCGAGUGAAAGCUUUUAUAAUCUGGUAUCCAUGGUUACAUAGUCUGGUUUUUGCCGUCCUGUGUUUGGCUUGGUUUGGCAUAAAGUACGACCCACAUGGAUUCGAUUGCGGGUUAAGAUGGAGAACUCGUCCGUUUUACUUUACAUUCAGUGUUGUGUUUAUACACAUUGCUUUACCAUUGACGUUGCUGACGGCGCUCAAUAUCUGCACGUUAUGCCUGGUCAGACGUCAACACCAGAGGAUUGCGAACACGUGUAAAACGGCAGGAGUGAACAAUACUAUGGCCAAUGAGAAACGAGCGCUUGCGGAAGCAAAGCUGACCAGGGUCUCGAUGAUCAUCAUCUUUGUCUUUCUGAUCUGCUGGUCCCCGUAUGUAGUCACCAGGGCCCUCGCAUUCAUCAAUGUCAAGUUGUCAUCGGCUGUCAUGUCCGCGGGAGCCUGGGUAGUGCACUCGUCGUCAUUUGUCAACCCCAUAAUUUAUUCCUCCUUGCGUUCUGACAUCCGACAGGCGAUGCGUGCUGUCUUCCGGUGUUGUCACGUGACCUCCACACAUCAUCAUGGCUCCAUAACCAACGUCGCGAAUAACUUUACUAACGGUGACAUGAAGACCACGGACAUCACAAGCAAAACCACUUAUGCAAUGUCCAUUAGAUAAAGGUGAAGAGGGGGAGAAAGGAUUCGGUAGCCUAUCCGUAGGCGUUGAUAGUAAGAGCUAGCCCCCUCCCCUUUAACACUUUGUUCUGGUGGCUACGGUAGCGUUGGACUAUAAUGACGGGGAUGGCGAAAUCCAAUAGCACGUUUCUAUAACAGAAUUCUUUACUGUAAAUGUUUUUGAUGGCACUUACUCUUAUUAUAAGCGCUCAUAUUUUAUUCUCAGAAAAUAUAUGAAUAAAUUUUACAUUAUUAAAUAAUUUUUGGCGAGAAAAGACAGCUUAAGACAGCGCGAGCAUAGCUGUUUUCGCCGAGGGCUUUAUAUAUAUUACAAGGGAAGACACUCAAAAAAGCAAAAUUUAAGAGUAAAGCUUUAUUGAUAUGUAUGUUGACAUUUUACAUUCAUCACUCAAAGAGUGAAAGUACUUCAUGUUCUCGUAUCUGCGUUCACUAGAUCAUGACAUGUGUGUCAUAUCGAGACAUGUGCGCCAAGAACGAGUUUGUAGCGCACAUUAUUUGACUUUAAGAUUAUAAAUAAUGCACAAACUAAUACUAUAACUUAAUAAACUAUUAGCUAGCUCUCAGUCAAGUAGGAACAAGCUAUUCACUAAGAAAUCACUCGUGACUUGCAUUUACAAAUCACGUUACUCGCAAAGAAAUCACGUGACUCUUUGGGAAAACUCGAUCGCGCCCAGACGGCAAAUUAACAGCAACAAAAACUUUCUAAGUAAGAAAGGGACUAUAUAUUUUAAUUAAAAUAUUUUAUACUUUUUUUCGUCGCCCACGUCGCCCUCUGGUGCGACAACCGUGGUUAUAUCUGUGUUUAUUUUGGCCUGUUUGCCACUCAAAAAGUCACGUGAUUUCUUAUCGCAAGUAUCUUACCGACACUCGGAAGAAAAUAUGUCCACACAAAUAAUAUUACAGAAAUAAAAUUCUUCUUGCUACUA
This is a messenger RNA of Nematostella vectensis (starlet sea anemone), 2080 nucleotides long. RefSeq names its product rhodopsin, GQ-coupled-like. Bases 91 to 1137 code for a protein of 348 amino acids. Gene Ontology annotation, cellular component: membrane. Gene Ontology annotation, molecular function: G protein-coupled receptor activity. The transcript is spliced from 3 exons. NCBI's taxonomy places the organism in Eukaryota, Metazoa, Cnidaria, Anthozoa, Actiniaria, Edwardsiidae. Gene Ontology annotation, biological process: G protein-coupled receptor signaling pathway. The record is from RefSeq and is a predicted model, not a curated record.